Messenger RNA from Lactuca virosa, 666 nucleotides. NCBI's taxonomy places the organism in Eukaryota, Viridiplantae, Streptophyta, Magnoliopsida, Asterales, Asteraceae. The record is from the annotation of a GenBank genome assembly.
AUGGAGGAAAACACAAAAGCACCAUCAGCUGAGGAGCUAUUAAGAAAGAUCCAGGAACUCGAAACACUCGAAUCUCACCUCAAACAAAAAAUAUCAAAACUCAUGCUCUCUGGUAACCAGAAAAAACCUGAGCACCAAUGGUCUAAUUCAGCAUAUGGUGGACCAGAUGGUGCACACAAGCUUCGAGUCAUGGAGCCUUUAGCAAGGAAGCUAACAGAAACUCAGUUUUUAAAUAUAAUCCAGUCAAUGGGUCUGGCUGUACAUAUAUAUGGUCUUGACCUUCGAAUAAUCUUCUGGAACCGAGCUGCAGAAAAGCUUUACGGAUAUACAUCGGCUGAAGCUUAUGGGAAAACUCCCACAGAGCUUUUAGUCGACCCUAAAGAUGGUUCAUUAUCUGAUUAUCUCCUUGAACGAACGAUAAAUGGAGAGAGUUGGUCUGGGGAGUUUCCUAUAAGGAAUAAGAAAGGAGAAAGAUUUGUAGUUAUGGGUUCGAAUUCACCAUUUCGGAAUGAAAUCGGAGGAUUAGUUGGGGCUAUGUGUGUUUCGAGUGCUUCAAGUCCAUAUCAUGUAAGGAAGCAUGCUAGACUUGGCUUUGAUUCACAACAACCUCUACAGACAUCAAUUUCCUCGAAGAUAUCGAAUUUGGUCAGUAUUUCCUAUUAUUAA